Dracunculus medinensis (Guinea worm) is the source of this 798-nucleotide messenger RNA. The record is from the annotation of a GenBank genome assembly. NCBI's taxonomy places the organism in Eukaryota, Metazoa, Nematoda, Chromadorea, Rhabditida, Dracunculidae.
UUGUCCAUUGUUUCUAAAGGUGCUGGCUAUUCGAAAAAUCAAGCCGUUAUACAAAGCGAUGGUGCAUUUUUGUGUUUUUGUGAUGCCGACGAUGUAUCAAAUAAAGAGCGUUUAUUCCAUUCAUAUGCAGCCAUUCUUGAAGUGAAAGAUCCUGAAAUGACUCUUUUUGGUACAAACUUUUUUCGUGAUCCAGCGAAAUCCACUUUUCGAUAUGCAGAUUGGGCGAACAGCAUCACAGGAAAUCGAUUAUAUCACCAGAUUUUCACCUCUCAUGGACCCACACUUGUUGCACCAACUUGGUUUUUUUCCAGAAAGCUGUAUGAUUUGGUUGGUGGUUUUUGCGAGAGAUAUGGAAGCGGUUUCCCUGAGGAUUUGGAAUUUUUUUAUAACGCAUUGAGAAUUGGUUGCAAACUACAUAAAGUUGAAAAAACAUUAGUACUUUAUCGCUAUCAUCCUGCAUGUGCUUCUUUAAAUGUCUCUAAAGAAAUGAUUUGGAAAAUGCGAUUGUCCCAAUUCCAAGAACUUGUUUUAUCAAAUUGGAAAUCUUUCACAAUUUGGAAUGCCGGUAAACAAGGAAAACAUUUUUUCAAUAGUUUAACGAAAGAAAAUCAGAAAAAGGUGGUUGCUUUUUGUGAUGUUGAUGCAAAAAAGAUAUAUCGUGGAUGCUAUGAACAUUUCGAUGCUGAAUUACGAUCAGUAACCGCAGUUAUACCAAUUAUACCAAUUUGGUAUAUAAUUUUCUUUUUUUCACUAGAUUUACACCGAGACGUGGUUGUGCUGACCAGAUAUUUAUGCUAA